Molecule: messenger RNA, 1784 nt
Organism: Vespula vulgaris
Lineage: Eukaryota; Metazoa; Arthropoda; Insecta; Hymenoptera; Vespidae
Exons: 6
Coding region: 51-1322 (423 amino acids)
Biological process (GO): mRNA export from nucleus
Cellular component (GO): nucleus
Molecular function (GO): mRNA binding
Source: RefSeq, a predicted model, not a curated record
AAUCCCGGCUUCGUGAUCCAAUUGAAUCUGUACAGUGCAGUUGUUGCGGUAUGGCUGACAUGGGCUUAAGUUUAGAUGACAUAAUUAAAAAAACUAAACCUUCAGGCAUGAGAAACAGAACAGGGGCCCGUCGUGGCUUCAACAGAGGGUCAAGAGCUAACGGUUCCGUGAGAGGUCGUGGAGCCCAUGCGCUUACGGAUGCACGUUUCAAGAUAAUACAAAAAAAUCGUGAGAAACUUACCGAUGCUAGAGACAAGCUAGCAGAGAUCGCUAAACAGAGCGACGCGAGAUUGAAAUUAGAUAAGAUACGAGCCUCGCAUUUGAAAAGGAUAGAAACUCAAGUUCCUGGAAUAUCGCGGAAAACUGGUAGAAACGGCAGACUUUCCUUGUCGACUAAUAAGAUUCCACCUAUGAUGCCGCAUGUAAUGCCACCGAAUAAUUAUAUGCCACCACCAUCUAGAACGAUAGGUUACAGACCUCCCUCUUUAACGGAAUCUCACUAUUCUGGCGAGAUGCCGAUUGAUUAUAACGACGAUUACGCGGUAGAUAUCAUGCCUUUAAGACGAACCGUCAACAAUGAUUAUGCUCCAACGCCUCCACCACCGCCUCCAGUGUUCAGUAUUAAACCUUCGUCUCCAUACACAUGGAUAAAACCAACGGGUAAUAACGUGACGAGGAUCGUACCGUCUCGUAAAUCUGAUAUUGAGAGAGAAAGAGAAAGAGUGAGAGAUUAUAAAAUUAUGACACAUCCUUUUAUGACAAAGACUGUAUCUCCACCUUACAAGGAAGACUGGUCCUUUGGUACAAAAUCACGGACUAUUUUAGCCGAAGAUUCAAUCGAUUCCAAGUAUUACGAACCUAGAAGUCAAAGAGAUAUAGGAGUAAAAUCACGUCUUGAUUCAAUUCCAAGUAAAUCAAGAUUGGAUCAUUUGUCUCGACCAAAAACUAGUUCGAGUUCGUCGAGUCAGUCGACCGGAUACAGAAUCGUAGUAUCCAACUUGCAAGCGAAUGUCACUCAAGAGGAUAUCAAAGAAUUGUUCGAGGAUGUUGGAGAAUUACUUAUUUCUAGACUAGUACGUCCAGGAACUGCGGAAGUUAUAUACAAAACAUUAAAGGAUGCUACUAAAGCGGUGGAAACUUAUCACAAUAGACAAUUGGACGGCCAUCCGAUGAAAUGUUUACUCGUUAAUCCAAGACCAAAAAAUAAUCCAACUGGUCCGGCCGUCAGAUCAAUUUCAGAUUCAAGAAGAAGCGUUAGUUCGAGUUACGUACAACCAAGUUUAGGAGCCGUUCAUCGUGCAUUAUUCGACGAUCCUAAUUAAAUGUAUCGGAUUUGUACGUGAGGAAUUCAUAUAAAAAUUUUAAUUAUAAUGCAACGGCGAUGCAUAAUAUUAGUAAAAAAAAAAAAAGAAAAGAAAAAAGAGAAAAAAAAAUAAUAAAAGAAAAGAGAAAUAAAAAGAUGACGCAAGGAAAAAGAACUAACGAGGAUAGAAGUUAAAACUACGUGUGUGUUGCCUGAAUUUUUUUAUGCGUUAAAUUAAAUCAAAAUAAAACUCGAUAUCGUGAGCAAAUUUACUGGAGAAAUAAGAAUUCCAUCGUUUCGUAAUUCAUUAUUCAUCAGUUGUAAUCUUUCUCACGCGAAUCACGGUUUCUUAUAAAAUAGUAUAUAAAAAAUUAAAAUUGGAAUUGUGUUUGGUAAUCCAAAAUCAUUAUUAUGCCCUAUUUCGUUGUAUGAUAAAAAGAAGAAAUAAAAUAAUAAAACGUAUGUAUGUAUGUAUGUAUAA